Dipodomys spectabilis (banner-tailed kangaroo rat) is the source of this 339-nucleotide messenger RNA. Its product is annotated as glycosylation-dependent cell adhesion molecule 1-like. The coding region runs from base 1 to 339 and encodes 112 amino acids. Lineage: Eukaryota; Metazoa; Chordata; Mammalia; Rodentia; Heteromyidae. The record is from RefSeq and is a predicted model, not a curated record. The transcript is spliced from 3 exons.
AUGAAACUCUUCACUGUUCUGCUGCUGGCCAGCCUAGCCGCCACGUCUCUUGCCGCCCCUCACACUACGCAGAUCACUCAAACUAGCCAUUCCAGGAAGGAUCACAUUUCCAAUGAGGUUCUUUCUAAGGAGCCUUUCAUCUUCAGAGAAGAGCUGAUUUCCGAAGAUAAUGUGGUGAUUCAAGCUACCAGACCAAAGAGUCACAAGACCCAGCAGCAGCAAGAGGACAGAUUCCAAAAUGCUGAGCAGCCAUCAGAAAAGCUUACAGAAUUCAUUCCCAGGCCUGCUUCAGAGCUAUUCAAGUUUUUCCAUCCCAAAGCAUCCUUUGCAAGGUCCUGA